AUGGCGAUUGCUUUGGCUGAAGCCGACAAGUAUGAGAUCUUGGACAAGAUUGGUUGCGGUUCCUUCGGAAUCAUUCGCAAAGUCAAGCGCAAGACUGAUGGAUUCAUCCUAUGCCGCAAAGAGAUCAACUACAUUAAAAUGUCCCAAAAGGAGCGCGAGCAGCUCACGGCCGAAUUCAACAUCCUAAGUUCCCUUCGCCAUCCCAACAUUGUCGCAUAUUACCAUCGGGAACACCUUAAGGCGAGCCAGGAUCUGUAUCUCUACAUGGAGUACUGUGGCGGUGGAGAUUUGGGUAUGGUUAUCAAGAACUUAAAGAAGGCAAACAAAUAUGCCGAAGAGGAGUUUGUUUGGCGCAUUUUGUCUCAGCUCAUAACUGCUUUGUUCCGGUGUCACUAUGGCUCUGAUCCCGCUGAGGUCGGAUCAAACAUUUUGGGCCCGGCUCCGAAGCCCUCCGGUCUCAAGGGCAAGCAGGGACAAGUCACAAUUCUGCACCGCGACUUGAAGCCCGAAAACAUCUUUCUGGGCAGCGACAACACCGUCAAGCUUGGAGAUUUCGGCCUCUCCAAACAGAUGCAAUCACACGAUUUCGCAUCCACUUACGUUGGAACACCGUUCUACAUGUCGCCAGAGAUCUGUGCCGCUGAGAAAUACACCCUACGCUCCGAUAUUUGGGCGGUCGGGUGUAUCAUGUAUGAGCUCUGCCAAAAAGAGCCCCCUUUCAACGCCCGUACCCACAUCCAACUAGUCCAGAAAAUCCGCGAGGGCAAGUUCGCCCCCUUGCCUGAUUAUUACUCGCCUGAGCUCAAGAAUGUUAUUGGAAGCUGUUUACGAGUCAAUCCUGACCAUCGUCCUGACACCGCCAAUUUGAUUAACCUCCCUAUCAUCCGCUUGAUGCGCAAGGAGAAGGAAGUCGUCGACCUCGGUAAGACUUUGCGCCGACGUGAGGAGGUCGCGGUUCAGAAAGUUCGAGAAAUGGAACAAUGUCUAGCCCAGAGAGAGUCCGAAAAAACGCAGAUGAAAGCGGAGAUUGAAAACACCGUCCGUAGGGAGUGGGAAGUCAAAGCGCGCUUGGAGAUCGACCGCCAGGUGCAGAGCGAGCUCGACCGGCUCCGCAAGAGAUUCGAGUCUGAAGUUCAAGACCGAGUUGCCAUCGAGGUCAAGAAAUACAAGCACUCCUCAAGCGCAAAUAACUCGCGAGACGAUGUAUUCCGUACCAGCACCCAAAAUUCCGGAACAUCUCGUUCGAGCAACCAAGGAUGGCGAUCAUCUCGAUCCUCGGCCAACAUGACCGAUGACACCGACACCACUCCGUCUUCAACUGCAGAUGUCAGCCAGCUUUCACUUGGAUCUCCUCCUUCCAAUAAGCGGAAACAACCUAAGAAGGAGACUCGGACUCCAUUCUGCCGUUCAAAGACCGUCGUGGACUCACCUGUGGAUGUUCAAAUGGCGGAGCCCUCCCCAAUCUCUAUUGCUUCACUUUCAUUGUCCCCACGCCGUACUUCCGGCCAAGGAGGUGCCCGCAACAUCUUCGCAGAGGCUGAGCGAAACAAAGCCAAGUGGGAGCCUACCCUUGCCUACUCGGACGAUGAAGACGAUACCCCGGACUUGCCUUCACCAACUCGCCCCAAGGUGAAACCUGAUCCAUUAAAGGCGCCCCGCCGACCCCUGCUGCGCCAAAAUACCGCCGCAUUCAUGCAGAAGCUCAGCACCCAACCUUCACUGUUUCCUUCAGGCUCGGCUGGAACUCGCCUGCCCCAGUCAACCAACCCAUCUGCCUCCCAGGCGGACGAGAGCAGUCUGACCGACAGCAGAGCGAAGUCUCCUCACCGCCGUCUUACUAAAAUCCCCUCAUCUGCAAACCUCGCUGCCGAUGCCGGUGGCUCACCAACCCGCAAGGGUACUUCCAAGCAACAGCAGCCUCCUCCUAAGGUUGGCGGCGGCGGCGAAGAGAUGUUCAAGGCUGUCAUGCAGCGUAACAUGGGUGGACGUACUCUCGUUGAACUCGCUCAGGCGAGAGCUGGCGGUCGUCCAAUGGACGAAGUCAAGCGCUGUGCUAGUGAUUCCCGCGCUACUGGCCCUACCAUGAGCAUGAAGUGCUCUGAGCGUGAUCCCCCUGCUAUCUGGAAUCCGGAACUGGACGAAAUGCCCAGUCCUUUCCUUGCUCGCGGCAAGAAGGUUAUUCGCAAUCUGCGUUAA
Molecule: messenger RNA, 2196 nt
Organism: Penicillium soppii
Lineage: Eukaryota; Fungi; Ascomycota; Eurotiomycetes; Eurotiales; Aspergillaceae
Gene: nimA
Product: serine/threonine protein kinase nimA
Exons: 3
Coding region: 1-2196 (731 amino acids)
Biological process (GO): chromosome segregation; protein phosphorylation
Cellular component (GO): cytoplasm; nucleus; centrosome
Molecular function (GO): protein kinase activity; ATP binding
Source: RefSeq, a predicted model, not a curated record